AUGGCAGCACAAUGCGUUGGCAACAAAGUAACACUGAAGUUCUGCAAGCAAGUGCAAGUGGGCCUAACGUUAAGUGAAAAUAAAGGAACAUGCACGUCUCCAUGCCAAAGUCUUCUAAAGGUCGCAAGAGAAACAAACUGGUUCAUUCCCAGAGUUCAGACGCGACAGGCUUGCACCCCUCGCCUAUGACACCGCGCCCUCCCUUGAACGAUCGCUGUACUCGUUCACGUGGCAACCUUGUCAAGCGGAGCAGCCUGAGAACGAGCAGUAACAUCCCAGAGCUGGUGGAGGCCAUAUCAGUCCCAGUGCUGACCCUUAACAAGUACAGGGUCCUGCCCUCCAUCGAGAAAAAGCCUGAACGGGAGCCGAGUUUGAGGGGCAUGGAGGAGAAGACCUCCAAACUCAGCCUGUCAGACAACUUCCUGCUCCAGUUGCAGUACCCGCAGCGAGAACAGCUCCUCUCCCCCAUCCAGACAUAUGAUGCCUCCAAGAGCAGCCCCGAAAUGAGCGUGCUGUCUGAGGUCCUGUGCAGGCCAGGCUCCCCGUUAGUCUUCAUGGAGUCACCAGAGCACCCAGCAGAAGAGAUGCCCCUUGACAAUCAGGGCAGUCUAAUGCUCGCCAUCCGGACUCCAUGUGGGAUCAGGAUCGAACAUCGUUUCAACCCCGACAGCACCCUGCGAUCAGUCAUUGCUGCAGCGAAGGUCCACCAAGGGAGAGGGUACACACGCAGCGUAGUUGAAACUAUGGACAUGCCCCGUAGAACCUUUACAGACCUUAACAUGACUCUAGCUCAGUGUGGCAUUCUCAACAGGUCGGUGCUGUGCAUUUCACACGUGGAUUUUGUGGAUGAUUGAUUUUUUAUUUUUGAGAAUGUCCUUCAGAAGUCAUAGACAUUAUUUUUGUAUUAUGUUUUUAAGAGAAAUUGUAUAGUAAACAUAAAAAUGCUUAAAUGAU
This is a messenger RNA of Alosa alosa (allis shad), 954 nucleotides long. It is a transcript of the gene ubxn10, whose product is annotated as UBX domain protein 10. The record is from RefSeq and is a predicted model, not a curated record. Gene Ontology annotation, molecular function: protein binding. The coding region runs from base 90 to 854 and encodes 254 amino acids. The transcript has 2 exons. Lineage: Eukaryota; Metazoa; Chordata; Actinopteri; Clupeiformes; Clupeidae.